Molecule: messenger RNA, 12118 nt
Organism: Stegastes partitus (bicolor damselfish)
Lineage: Eukaryota; Metazoa; Chordata; Actinopteri; Pomacentridae
Gene: smg1
Product: SMG1 nonsense mediated mRNA decay associated PI3K related kinase
Exons: 64
Coding region: 144-10925 (3593 amino acids)
Biological process (GO): phosphorylation; nuclear-transcribed mRNA catabolic process, nonsense-mediated decay
Cellular component (GO): nucleus
Molecular function (GO): protein serine/threonine kinase activity; protein binding
Source: RefSeq, a predicted model, not a curated record
AAGAAGAACGACUAUCGGAAGCUAGCUGUAACAACGAGUUGCUAACCGUUUUGUGAGACUUGAUAAAAUAACAUAGUGAAAAGUAACCCUGAGGAGAGAUAAGGUUCCCGCUGCCAGCAGAUCAUGCAGCGCUCUAAAAGGUAAUGAGCCGUAAAGCCUCAGGGUCUCGGCUCAGCGGCGCCCACAAACUGCGGCCAAACUGGAACGACUGGCAGCCCAGAGUUGACAGUAUAUCAUCCAGCCAGGACGAAGGGAAGUCGGGAGAGCUUGGUUCAGGACCGUAUGACGUGUUGCCCUCCAGCUGCCCUGAACAGCCAGUGGUGCCCAGUGAUGUCUACACUGCUGCAAAUGCACAUCAGGAAGAAGGUGGAUAUGAAGCUGGUCAAGGUGUCUGUGAUACUUCGUUUGGUUGGAAGUCGCUGGGGAAAGAGUUGAGGCCUAAUGACGUGACAACGGAUUUGAUACCUUUUCAGCAUGGAACCCGUGCUUUAGCUUCAAAGGACAUGAGGAAAUCGCAGGACAGAGGAAUGGCUCACUCAGAGGAGUCUCGACUGACCAACCUCCUGCGCCGAGUUUCCAGGGAAGAUGACCGCGACCGGAGGCUGGCCACUCUCAAACAACUAAAGGAAUUCAUCAGCCAUGGCGAAAGCAAAGUGACCCUGGUCAAACAGUUGGACACCAUCCUUAGCACCUUGAAUGACAUAUUGAAUGAGAGCAGUAAGCUGCUGUGGGAAUUGCGUAAGGAUGCAGCAGCCUGCCUGGGUCUCCUCUGCACAGUGCUCAGCUACGAAGCUGAACACAUUUUCAAGUGGCUUUUUCUCAAGUUCAAUUCAUGCAGCCGAGAUGAGGUGAAACUGUUGUACCUGGUGGCAGCGCAGCAUGCUUUGGAGGCUGCUGGAGAGAGAAAGGCCUUCUCUCAUAUCAUGCAGCUGGUGAUGACCAACCUGCAGUCCAUACUGGAGAAUGUGGACACACCUGAGCUGCUAUGCCAAAGCGUGAGGUGCAUUCUUCAGGUGGCUCGCUGCUACCCACAUGUCUUCAGCACAAACUUCAGGGACACAGUGGACAUCCUGGUGGGCUGGCACAUUGACCACACACAGAAACAGUCACUCACUCAGCAAGUCUCAGGCUGGUUACAGAGUCUGGAGCAGUUCUGGGUAGCAGACCUGACCUUCUCCACCACCCUACUGGGACAGUUCUUGGAGGAUAUGGAAGCAUAUGCAGAGGAUCUGAGCCAUGGUGUGUCGGGCGAGGUGCUGGAUGAAGAUAUACCCCCUCCUUCAGUGUCACUGCCGAAGCUUGCAGCUCUGUUGAGGGUUUUCAGUACAGUGGUCCGCAGUAUUGGAGAACGUUUUAGCCCUUUCAGAGGACCACCUAUCACUGAAGUCUACGUCACUGAUGUAAGUCAGACAGUUAAAACUCUUGUUGACUUUCAGAUUGUGGACCAGAUCAACAUGAAGCUGCCUGCAUCCUUUGUUGAAAAGUUGUUGGCACCAGACUCCCAUCUGCUGAAGCUACGCUUCCAUCAAGAGAAAGAGGUGAUGUCAGCUGUGCAUGGUGUGUAUCAGGCACUGCUGAGCCUGAAAAACAUUCCAACGCUGGAGGCAGCUUAUAAAUUGGUACUGGGUGAGAUGGCAUGUUCCCUGUCCAGCCUGAUGGAAACCCUUGAUGCCACUGAAAAGGCCCCAGUACCCGGAAGCUCCUGCUCCAAUAUCCAACACCCUGCUUUUGCCUCGAUCAGCCAACCGCUGGAAAAGGCCCAAUUCAUCCUCAUCUUUAACCUUAGCACCCUUACAACCAUCGGCAACACCAAGAACUCUCUCAUUGGGAUGUGGGCGCUAUCUCCUACAGUCUUUGCUCUUCUAAGUCACAAUCUUAUGCUGGUCCACUCUGAGUUAGCCGUCUACUACCCAGCUAUCCAGUACGCUGUACUCUACUCCCUGUACUCGCACUGCACCAGACAUGAUCAUUUUAUCUCAUCCAGCUUGUCAUCAUCGUCUCCCUCUCUGUUUGAUGGUGCUGUCAUCAGCACUGUUACCACAGCAACAAAGAAACAUUUCAGCACACUGCUAAGCCUCCUGGGAGGUCUGCUGUCGAAGGAGCACCUUUAUCCUGAAGCCAGAAAGCUGCUCCUGACCUGGGCUCAUGAAAUCUCUUUGCUGAUGAAGAAAUCAGACACCUAUAGUCCCCUCUUCUCCCUGCCUGCCUUCAACAAGUUCUGCAGGGGUCUGCUGGCCAAUGCUCUGAAUGAAGAUCAAGGUAUUUGCCUACAGACCUGCCAUAGCUUACAGGUCCUCUCUUCAUCUCUGUCGACUGAACUGCUGCAAAGGUGUGUGGAUCUGUGCAGAGUCCAAUUAGUCCACUCAGCAGUCAGGGUGAGGCAAGCCUACGCCAAACUGCUGAAAACAAUCCCCCUUGAUGUGGCUUUGAGUAAUUACAGCCACCCUGAGAUAAGGGAGAUUUCUCUGGCCAUCCGAAACCACAUGAGCCGUGCACCAAGCAGCACUUUUCACCCCCAGGACUUCAGUGACCUCAUCAGUUUCAUCUUAUAUGGAGUCCUGCAUCGUGGAGGCAAGGAUCCCUGGCUGGAACGUCUGUACUACAGCUGCCAGCGACUGGAGAAACAGGAUGGCCGAGGAAGUGUUGAUGGAAGCAAGCCAGAUGUAGUGCCACAGGUGCAGCUGAAAACAGAGGUGGUUCUGUGGCAGUGGGCAGUUUGGGAGGCUGCACAGUUUACUGUACUGUCCAAACUCCGAACACCACUGGGUCGAGCUCAGGAUACCUUUCAGACCAUUGAAAGUAUGAUUCGGAGCCUGGCUGCACACAGUCUGAACCCAGAGCAGGAUGUUGGAGUCUGGGCUGGUGCAGGAAGUGAUGGAGAUGGUCACCACUCGAAUCAGCUCCGCCUCGCUCUGCUGCUUCAGUACCUGGAGAAUCUGGAGAAACUCAUGUACAAUGCUUAUGAGGGAUGUGCUAAUGCUCUCACUGCCCCACCAAAGGGCAUUAGGACAUUCUUCUACACAAACCGUCAGACAUGCCAAGACUGGCUGACAAGGAUCCGCUUGGCAUUGAUGAGGGUUGGUCUUCUGUCAGGCCAACCAGCAGUAACUAUUCGCCAUGGCUUCGACUUGCUUACAGAGAUUAAGAACAGCGGCACCCAGGGUCCAGAGUUGGAGGUACCUCUGGCAUUGUUGGUGGAGGCUCUGUGGGAGAUGCGUUGUCCAGAAGCCAUCCAGGGCCUGGCAGCCUGGAGCCUCCUCACCUUAGGCAAGAGUCUGGGCUGGUUGUCAUCUGUUGCGCUGCAGGCUGAGGGACGUUUUGAGAAAGCGGCUCUGGAGUAUCAAGAUCAGCUGUCUGCAGUUACAGGAAUGGACUGCAGCAUCAAAGGCUCUGAAUGUUGUCUGCUCAAACUCUCUGGGAACAACAGCAGCCCCAAACAUGCCAGUAACGGUGAUAGCAGGAAGACUGUGUUGCUCAAGUCCAGUGAGUGCUCUCCCGAGGUGGUCAACUUCCUGGCCAACAAAGCCUGUCAGUGCUAUGUGGCACUGUGUGAUUGGGCGUCUGUUAAGGAGUGGCAGGCCACCAUUAAUGUCCUCAAACAGAACUCUACCAAUCCAGUCAGCAUCAACCUCAAAACAGAUUUCAACUACAUCCAAGCUCUAAGUCGCUUUGAGGAGGGAGAUCUUGAAGAGUGUGGGGCUCAGCUGGAGUUGCUGCCUGGAGAGGACUACAGCUCUCUUUCCAGCAGCAAGGACAAGCUGGAUCUAAAGAGGCUUCUGCCCUCCAUGAGUCCAGAUCCAACUGAGCUGCAGAGAGCCAUUGAGGUGCAGCUCCUUCGUAGUGCUGUUAGUGCCAUGACGAAAGCCAACCAACAGCAAGAGCAGAGAACCACAUCCAAUCCAGAUACAUUGGUGCGAUGCUUAAAACCUACUGGACGAAUCUGCUUGGGUCCUCUUCGCCUGUCAACCCUCACUCUUUCUGAUGCCCUGCCCACUCUACCAACCCUACAGCUCCACUGCACUGCCAUCCUGGAAAACACUAUCACUGGCCAAGAAGACUGUGUGAUUCCUCUGUACAGUGAGGCUCUGAGCUCUUGUAAGCAACAGGACGUCCAGCUUUUCCUUCAAGCCCUGAGAUACACCAUGUUCCAGAGACAACUCCUCCACAAACUAAAAGGUUACUCUUCCCCCAUAGAUGGCCAUUUAAUGGAGCUUUGUCUGACUGCUGUCAAAUUUGCCCGGAAAAAAGGCAAUAUUGCCCUGGCAUCCCGCUUGCUUAGCCAUUGUAGUGAUGGGACACAAGAAGAGAAACCACAAGAUGGGCUGAGCCAGGCCUUUAGGCGUCUUACUCUGGAGGGAACUCUGGGGGAGAAAUGGGGACCAGAAGUCCAAAUAGAGAAAGCCAAAGUCCUGAGAACUGCAGGCCAGUCCUUGUCAGCCAUGGAGAUGCUGAGCAGCGCUGCUCUGUCCUAUUGCCAUGUGGGGAAGAAUGAAAGUGCUGCCUGCCGCUCACUGCUCACUCUCUGCAAAUGGCUGUUGGCUGACUGGAAGGACAUGACACCUCAGCUUAAACAGAUGGUAAAGAAGUCGGGCACAGUAAACUCAUCCAGUACUUUGGGUAGUAUGUCACCUUUAAGCCGGAAUAUCGCUGCUCUGCUGGACCUUCCUCUUGAGGAUCAGGGUAUUCCCCACAUCACUGCUGAGACUUCAGUAAAUGUGGGUGUUGGGGAGCCAGACUUUGUGCUGGGCCAACUCUAUCAGCUCUCCACCAGCCUGGCUCCAGAAGUAGCCAAGUCCUGGGCAGCUUUGGCCAGCUGGGCUUACCGCUGGGGCAGGAAGGUGGUGGAUAAUGCAAGUCAAGGGGAAGGUUUGCCUCUUCUACCUGGGGAAAAGAGGGAGGUGGAGGAAUUGCUUCCAACAACCACCAGUGAAGGAGACAAGGACACCAUCUUCAGCAUUCUAGGACAGAUUGUUUUGACCUACUGUUCUGUUGUGUGUCAGGAUGAGGACAUGGCUCUGCAGCAGGAAGACGAUGGGGACGACAUGGUUGACGUGAUCUGGCGGCAGCUCACAGGCUCAUGCCCCUGGCUGGGAGAGGCAGGCCAGCUUGUCACAGAUGGUCUGAUUCGAGUUUGGAGACAGGUGGUGGACCGCAUCUUUGGACUGUACCGCGUCUCCUGCCAAGCCUAUUUUACCUUCCUUAAACUCAAUGCAGGACAGGUCCCUGUAGAUGAGGAUGACCCCAAACUCCUGCUGUCCUAUCACAAUAGCAAACAGAGCAAUGACGAUGUAAUCGUCAUGGCUACCCUGCGUCUCCUACGUCUGCUGGUGAAGCAUGCUGGUGAACUGAGGGAGGGGCUUGAGCUGGGUUUAGCUUCGACCCCUACAGCACCCUGGAGGGGUAUCAUCCCCCAGCUCUUUUCCCGUCUCAAUCAUCCAGAGGCAUAUAUCCGGCAGAGCAUAUGCAGCUUGCUGUGUCGAGUUGCCCAGGACUCCCCACAUCUUAUCCUCUACCCCGCCAUUGUAGGCUCACUUUCCCUGGCAGGGGAGGCUCAGAAUGCAGGAAGCAAAUUGCCAUCAGGUCUGCCCACCUUCUUUGGAAGCAUGCAGAGAGAGGACCUGAUUGGGGAGGAGGAGGAGCAGCUGGACAGUGGAUUGCAAGGAGGACCUCCAGAAGAGCUGUCAGCCUACUCCAGUCAAGACCAAGCCAUGAUGCAGGACUGCUAUAGCAAGAUUGUGGAGAAGCUUUCUUUAGCCAACCCUACCAUGGUGCUUCAGGUCCAACAGCUGGUGGGUGAGCUGCGCAGAGUGACCUUACUGUGGGAUGAACUGUGGCUCGGUGUGUUGCAACAGCAGCACAUGCAUGUCUUGCGUAGGAUCCAACAACUGGAAGACGAGGUCAAGAGAGUGCAGAACAACAACACAUUGCGCAGGGAUGAAAAAAUUGCCAUUAUGCGUGAGAAGCACUCUGCUCUGAUGCGUCCUGUGGUUUUUGCCUUGGAUCACGUCUGCAGCAUCACAGCAGCUCCAGCACAGACACCGCAUGAAACCUGGUUCCAGCAGACCUAUGGUGAUGCUAUAACCUCUGCAUUGGAGCGUCUUAAAAACCCUGCCAACCCUGCCAACCCAGCCAGUAGUUGGCUUCCCUUCAAACAGAUAAUGGUGAGCCUUCAGCAGCGUGCUCAGAAGCGUGCCAGCUAUCUGCUUCAUCUGGAUGAGAUCAGUCCUCGCCUGGUGUCAAUGAGCACAACAGAGAUGGCCCUACCAGGCGAGGCAUCAGCAUCAGACGCUGUUACUAUACAGAGCGUAGGCAACACCAUCACUAUCCUUCCCACCAAGACCAAGCCGAAGAAGCUAUUUUUCUUGGGUUCAGAUGGCCACAACUACCCAUACCUUUUUAAAGGUCUGGAGGACUUGCAUUUGGAUGAGCGCAUCAUGCAAUUCUUGUCGAUUGUCAACACCAUGUUCACCAAGAUCAACCAGCAGGAGCAUCCACACUUCCAUGCCCGCCACUACUCUGUUACACCUCUUGGAACCCGUUCAGGGCUUAUCCAGUGGGUGGAUGGUGCCACGCCACUCUUUGGCCUCUACAAACGCUGGCAGCAGAGGGAGGCUGUGCUGCAGGCUCAGAGGGCCCAGGACUCAUACCCACAACAGCCUGUGCCUCCUGUGCCCCGCCCUAGUGAACUCUACUACAGCCGCAUCGGGCCUGCUCUGAAAGCAGUGGGGCUGAGUCUAGAUGUGACCAGACGAGACUGGCCUCUAAGUGUUAUGAAGGAGGUGCUGAAAGAGUUAAUGGAUGCUACACCUUCUAACCUUCUGGCUAAGGAGCUGUGGUGUUCAUGCACCACACCCACCGAGUGGUGGAGGGUCACUCAGUCCUACGCCCGAUCCACUGCUGUCAUGUCGAUGGUGGGAUACAUUAUCGGCCUUGGCGAUCGUCACCUUGACAAUGUAUUGAUUGAUAUGACCACUGGAGAGGUGGUGCACAUUGACUACAAUGUAUGCUUUGAAAAAGGGAAGAGCCUACGGGUGCCAGAGAAGGUCCCAUUCAGGAUGACACACAACAUUGAGACUGCUCUGGGAGUCACCGGGGUUGAAGGGAUCUUCAGGAUGUCCUGCGAACAGGUGGUACAGAUUAUGCGUCGUGGCAGAGAAACCCUUCUGACCCUGCUGGAGGCCUUUGUCUAUGAUCCUCUGGUGGAUUGGACUGCUGGAGGGGAGGUGGGCUUUGCUGGCGCCGUGUAUGGAGGGGGAGGCCAACAGGCUGACAGCAAGAAGAGCAAGAGAGAGAUGGAGAGGGACAUCACACGCUCUCUCUUCUCCUCUAGAGUGGCUGAGAUUAAGGUGAACUGGUUUAAGAAUCGUGACGAAAUGCUGGCCGUGUUACCACAAGUGGAAGAAGCAGUGGACGAGUAUUUGGUCUUGCAAGAGUUACUCUGCCAAGGAGAAAGACUACAAGCCAAACUUGGAGAGGAGAUGACCUUCUUGGAGGGGGCAGAGAACCAUCCAGACCAUCUCAUCCUCACCUUGGAGCAAAGAUACUCUGAACAUACCCAGCUGCAGUCACGGCAGCGGACUGUGCAGGAGGCCAUUCAGAGCAAGCUUGCUGACCUGGACCAAUGGAUCUCUCAGUACCAGGCAGCAUUCUCUAGCUUGGAGGCCACACAGCUUGCCAGCCUUCUACAGGACAUAAGCAGCCCUAUAGAUCUUGGACCUCCGAGCUAUGUGCCCGCUACAGCCUUCCUGCAGAAUGCGGGUCAGGCCCACCUAAUCAGCCAGUGUGAAAGCUUGGAGGCGGAGGUGAGCUCCUUGCUGCAGCAGCGCCGAGCAGCCCUUCGCAGCUGCCUAGAGCACCUGCACAGCUAUGCCACAGUGGCUUUGCUGUACCCACGGGCUACCCUACUGUUCCACAGGACCCACCAGUGGAAGGCUUGGUUGGAGAAAUUGCUGAGAGACAUGAACAUGGAGCACUGCCAGCACAUCUAUAGACAAUAUGAGGUGCUGUUUGGCCCCCAGCCCCCUUCAACCUCCUGUCAGUUCCUGUCCAGUGUGGAGUUAACUUUGCAGCACCAAGUGGCUGACACCAAUGAGCGGAUGAUCCAUCAAGCAGAGCGGCUGAAGGCUGAGGGGACAACUGUAGCAGCCUGCGAGGAGCAGCUGCAAGAGAUUGAGCACUGCAUUACAGUGUUCAUACGGGAGAAUGGAGACCCAGGCUCUCUCAGCCUCGCUGCAAUCAUCACCUCUGCCCUCUGCACACUUUGCAGACUUAACCUGGUGAUGGAGGGUGCAGCAGCCAGUGCUGGAGAGCAGCUAGUAGAUCUCACAUCUCGAGAUGGGGCUUGGUUUUUUGAAGAGCUCUGCGGUAUGAUGGGAAAUGUCAGUGCCCUGGCAACUCUGCUACAACGCUGCCCACUUCUUCCACAUGACCUGGAGCUCCCUGCAUCUUCAGCUACUACCCAGGCCAUUUACAUGGCCAAUGGUGUGUACACCUGUUUGCAGGAACUGAACACCAACUUCCAUCAGAUCAUUUUUCCAGAGGCUCUGCGCUGUAUGAUAAAAGGAGAACCCACCCUGGAGUCCAUGUUGGCAGAGCUGGAACAGCUGGUGGAGCAGAGCUCUGAUGGUCUUGGCCUGCAAGGUUUAGUAGACAAUCUGGAGGCCACCACGGGGCUGGACCACGAUGGGCACAACCACUGCCUCCACAUCACCAGAAUGUUGCGUGCCCAGUAUUCUGAGCUGAUACAGCCUCGCACCGUGGAUGGACAGGGACAGGACUCACCAAAAAUGUCUGCGGGUCAAAUGUUGUUAGUAGCCUUUGAUGGCAUGUUCACCCAGCUUGAGACUGCCUUUGGGCAGCUCACAGAGAAGCUGUGUUCUUUGGAGGUUCCAUUGUCCUGGAGGAAGGUGGAUGUUCUGAGGGAGGCUCGGGCCACACAGCUUCACUUCUUUGACAGUCUGCAUCAGCGUCAGCUGAUGGAAGAGGUCUUCUUCCUCAAGAGACUACAAACUAUCAGGGAUUUCUUCAGGCUGUGUUCCUCCUUUUCUCAGACUCUGUCUGGUACUUGUCCUCCAGCUGAGGACCUUUUGCCUACAAAUGGACCAAUUGGGUUGGGGAAGACUCUGUACCGGCAGCCCAGUGCAACAGGGUCGGGUGCGGCAGUGGUCAGUGAGGAACAGAUGACCCGCCCAAUCAAGGCCUUCACAGCUGAGUUUGUUCAACAGAUGCUUCUAGGUCUGCCCAGUCAAGCUCUCGGUCUGGCCCUCUGCAGCACCCUCUCUGCCCUUGGUCUGGACAUUGUUGCUCAGGUGGAGGCAAAAGACUUUGGCGCAGAGAGCAAGGUCUCUCUGGAUGAGCUGUGUAAGAAGGCUGUGGAGCAUAGCUUGGCGUCAGGUCGGGUCUCCCAGCUGCUACUAAAUAGAGCCACUGUGCUGGCCUCCUCCUAUGACACAGCCUGGAAGAAAGUGGACCUGCUGAGGAGGUUGGACAUCAACCUUGAGGCUGCCAAGGCCAGCCUGCAGAGGAGCCAGCUGCACAUUGCCAUGUUUCAGUGGCAGCAUGAGGAUGUUCUGGGCCCCAAUAAUCAGCCUCUAAGCGUCAGUAUUCCUCCUCGUUCUGUGAUCCUCAGCAACAUGAAGAAGAAGCUGUAUAAGCUCAGUCAGGAUGAGGGAGCCAUCAUUGCCAUUCAGGAGAAGCUGGCGUCACUGGAGGCUAGCAUUGAACAGCGUCUAAAGUGGGCUGGUGGAGCCAACCCAGCACUGGCACCUGUCCUGCAGGAUUUUGAAAUGACAAUCAGGGAGAGACGUGCAAUGGUGGCCAGAGACAACCAGCGCACCAGCCAGGUCACCUUCUUGUGCUCCACUAUCCUCAAUUUCGAAAGCCUUCGGACCCGAUCCCCUGAAGCUCUCAACAUGGAUGCAGCACUGUUUGAACUGCUGAAGCGCUGCCAACAAACUUGUUCAUAUGCUGCCCAGUUCAGCAGCACAGUGUCUCCCCUGGAGGUCCAACUACUGCACAGAUUGAGUCCAGUGUCAGACCUGGCCAUAGGCAGUCCUGAUUGGCUGAGUUAUGCCCAGAGGCAGCUGAAGGAGGAGCUGAGCAUUGAGCAGAGGACUCAGGAGGAGCGGGAACAGCAGCUGGAGUCCUGUGGAGAGACACUGCAGCUGCUGGUUGACUCCAUUAAAACCAUCCUGUCUAACCACAACCGCCAGCUGGCUGAUGUCAAGAAUCUUCUGAGAACUAUGGCUAAGGAUGAGGAGGCAGCAUUGGCAGAUGGUGAAGAGGUGGCAUAUGAGGGUAGUGUGCGUCACUUCUUGUUGGAGUACAAAGCUUGGCAAGACAACAUCCAGUUAGUCUUGUUCACUGUGGUCCAGGCCAGUGGGCAGAAUCGCAACCAGGAGCAACUUGAACUACUGGAGGAGAUUCCUGCUACGCUGAAGGAAUUGCACUCCCAGUGCCAGAGUGUCUAUAAUGGCCUGGUCGACUUUGCCUCCCCACUGGUGACAGAGAGAGAUGGUGAAUGUGCCAGUCCUGUUUCUGCAGCACAGACAAGCUUUGCAGCAGCUGUUAGAUGCAGUGGAGUGAAGACCCAGCCAGAUUCAAUGUCCCAGAAUGCACGCAAGGCUCUGCCACGUAACCUGGGAACCCCCACUGAUACCCCACCCAGCACUCUGCAGAUGAACAGCAAAGGUUUCAACCCCAGCCCCAAGAGGGCUGUACGAGACCCCAAAACAGGACGAGCUGUCCAGGAGAGAAACUCAUACGCAGUCAGUGUGUGGAAGAGAGUGAAAGCCAAGCUUGAGGGCAGAGACAUCGAUCCCAACAGGAGGAUGAGCGUCACAGAGCAGGUGGACUUCGUUAUCAAGGAGGCUACCAACAUGGACAACCUGGCCCAGCUGUAUGAGGGCUGGACUGCCUGGGUGUGAAUGCCAUGCUGCUUCAUGUCUUUGGUCCAGCGAAGGCUUGGAGAUCCACCAGAGUCCAGUGGACUAAGGUGUGGGAACAGCAGCAGCGGGCCACACUAGGGGGAGGAAAUGGGAAGCGGAUGCUUACGCCGCCCUCCCAAACUCCUGGGCACCCAAACUGGGGCAGCGACCUCGUAGCAUCGCUGCAACCACACUCCCCCAACCAUCGGCGAUCGGGCUAACACAACGCUUAGUGGGCCUGCAGACCCGCCUUGCUUUUUGGGGUUUGAGUGAGCAAAGCAGCAUCAGAAGGGGGAGGGGGGAAGGAGGGCAAAGGCCUCUUCACUCUAAACUUGGAAGUAGCUUCCCCCCUCACCUGCAUAGCUCACUAUCAAGUUGUACCCAUAAACAGCACUGCAUCCUGUUAUGCCCAUCAAACUCCACCUACGGGCAGGAUGAAGCAGGAAGUGAGCUGUGUCCCUCUGCAGCACACAGCACUGGGUGGGACUUUACCAGGGCUAUAGCUCAGAUGGAUGGGCCAUUUACAUGGCAACAUCUGUUUUUGUCUAAUCUUUUCCUUAAUGGCGUUGUGAUUCUGAUAGGCCAGUGGAUGACACGGUUGGCAGGAAUGAUGAAAUCAAAGGUUCAAUAGGAUUCUUAAUUUUACGUGGACAUCAACCCCAGACCUAAAAUGAAAAUGGGAAAGAAUAAUCAAACUGCUUUGAUUAAUGGACAGUAAAGACAUUCACAUGUCUCUGAGGUGUUGUCAUAUUUCACUGGGAAAGAAGAUCAUAAAGUGGAAAUGUUUUCUUAGGAAGGUUCCUUGUGCUUUGUGGAUAAAACUGAAACAUCCAGUCGUUUGAAACAGUUUUGGAUGACUCAUUUGUCAGCUUAGAAUGAACACAGUUGAAGUUACUUAGACUUGGGAAAACCUCUGUUUAAUUGUUUUUCUUCAGUGUGGCUCUUUUGUCUGUGUGCUUUGUAACUAUCUUUAGGAGUAGAUCUCUGCCUUUUUUGACUUGCCCGUUAGAACGUGUUGCUUGCAUCAUACGCAUUUACUCCCCAGCCCUAAUGUUUGCAUUUUAUGAAUCUUGACUUUCUAGUUUUACAUUUUUAUUAGGAGAAAUUCAGUUUUUGGUGAUGGUGAAACAUGAUAUUUCUUAAAGCUUUUAUUGGAUUUUGUUGGAUGCCAAAUAAAGAUGGAACUAAGAAGU